This is a messenger RNA of Funneliformis caledonium, 5061 nucleotides long. The record is from the annotation of a GenBank genome assembly. Lineage: Eukaryota; Fungi; Glomeromycota; Glomeromycetes; Glomerales; Glomeraceae.
AUGCCAAAGACCGAACCACAGAGAGGAGGUUUAUAUUCGGCAGAGGAAGAUCAUCAACUUAUAGAAUUAUAUCAAGAGUUCGCAGAUAAAACAAAUAGAUGGAAAAUAAUUGGAGGGAUAUUAAAACGUAAUCAUAAAAGUGUUCGCGAGCGAUAUGUUAAUCAUUUGGACCCAACCAUCAAUAAAAGUAAAGAGUUAACCGAUGAAGAAAAAGCAAAAAUUGAAUCUCUCCUCAGCAAUGAUCAGUCUUAUUAUAAAAAAUGGUCAAAAAUAGCUGAAGAAAUAUCAAUAGACAAGACAUCUCGAAGAACAGAAUUGCAAGUUAAAAACUAUUGGAAUAGCAAACUUCGAAGUCAAGAACGAAGUCUAGAACGCAUUCGAGUUAAGAUGUCAUUGGAGGCCAUCAACAAUAAAGAACCAUUUACAGUUUCAAAAGCAGAAACGCCUCCUGUUCAAACAUGGUUAAAAACUUCUUGGGACGCUCCUCAUUUAUUACUUGAAAUUAUGUAUGAAUUUAAAUCCCAGUCAGUUUCGGCAGAGAACUCUACGGCGUAUUAUCCGCUUAUAAAUGAUUUUAUUAGUCAAGGAUUAUUUUCUCCCAAAUUGACUUAUCAAGAAGUAUACAAAACAGCAUUCGGCGUUAUCGAAUCAAAAAAAUAUUUAUCAGCGUCAACGUCCAUAUCACUUCUUGAAUUCGCUCUUUCACUUCACACAACAGCUCCUGCCAUUCAAGCGUAUUACCAUUAUUACGACGCAAAUGUAUUGCCAAGCAGGCAGGAAUUCAAUAAUAAUUUUGAUCCCGAAUGUGACGUUUGGGUUGAUUGGUAUGGUCAUCAAGCUUGUAACAUUGAAGAUUUCAAGAAGUUGAAGUCCGGAAAAUACGAUAUACCUCAAAAUAUUAGCUCCGAUCAGCAUCCAAAACUUUUGCCGUUUGAUCAUGUUUUACUCUCUAAUGAAGAAACCAUAUCACCAUCAAUCAUCUUAUACGCUGAUGUGUUUUCGCCUAAUUUUGCAUCUUUUCAUCAAUUUGUAUCCGAGUUGGUCAGUAAUGAUGAAGCAAAAUAUAUUUUACGAUAUAAACCUCCCAAAGGAAAGCGAGAUAAUUUAUAUCUUACUGGAUACGGUGUGGAGUUGGCAUUAAAAAAUACCGAUUACAUUUCAAUUGAUGACCGUAAAGUUGGAACUGAUGAUCAUGACGAAGGAGAAAGUGAAACCGAAUCAAACCCCGAAUCUAAUAAUGAUUCACGCCUUGAAAUGUUGAGUGAACAUUUGUUUAAUGAGGAUAUAUCCGAAAUUAAGCCACUUAUAACUAACGAAAUCAGGGAACUUGGUUUGAAGGCUGCUCAAUUCAUUAUUUCUUCAUCAGACCCAUUGUCAGCUCUUGCGCAUUUAUCACAAGAUUUACCAAAGUAUUCUUAUCAUAUCGCUCAACUUAGUCUUAAUUUAUCACUUAAAGAUGAGAUCACAAUAAAUAAAAAUUCUCUGAGUUUAAAUACCAAUACUUUUUGGCUCAACGGAUUGAAACUUGUUCCCGAUUCAGUUGAUCCAUUCGGUCUAUUAAAAUUGCUUCGACGCGAGAGACAAAAUAUUUUAUCGCUAAUAAGUCUUGGCAUGAACUCACAACAAGCUGUUGAAUUGCUUGCAUCACCUGUAAUCUCGGAAUCAAGAUCUUCUCAAGAGCUAACUCAAGGAAUUUUUGAUGUUCGGGAUAAAUCGGAAAAGAAAAAUAUUAUAGUUUGGUUAAACGAUUUAGAAAAAGAUAAAAGAUAUUCUCAUUGGCCAUCUAGGAUUUAUGAUAUAUUUCGACCGGUCUAUCCCGGACAGAUGAGAUAUAUACGUAAAAACUUAUUCAAUGUAUUAUUUGUUAUUGAUCUAUCGUCCAUAAAGAAUCUCAAGGUCUUCACUGAACAAAUAAAAUCGUUCGUUGAAAGGGAUAUUCCAAUACGGUUUGGUAUCAUUCCACUUGUGAAUAAAGAAAACAAUGAAUCCGUAACGAUGGCAAAGAUUUUUUAUUAUCUUAUUGGUCAGUAUACAAAGUCUUUGACCAUGAAAUUUUUCUCUGAGGUUUCUGAAGAAUCGACGAGUUCACCUUCUAUAUUUGAAAGUGCAAAAAAACAAUUUAACAUUGUUAUAGGUGGUGAAAAGCCAAAAGAUAAAACUUCUAUUAAAUCCUUCGAUGACAUCAUUAAACCUGAUGCUGAAUCCUCACUUGAAGAGCAAAUUCUUGGUGCGACCGAAUUUAUUAGUAGAUUCAGAAUAGACACUAAUGGAAGAGGUGUUAUGUUUAUUAAUGGAAAAUAUUUUGAUAUGGAUGAUAAUUAUCAGAGGAAUAUGGUUCAAACUAUUAAUGAACACACCUCAUUCCUUCAGCAAAAACUGUAUGGUGGCGAAAUUGCGGAUCACACAAAUAUAUUCGAGUAUUUUAUGACUUUACCGAAUGUUCCAUCCAGAAGAAAUCCUUAUGUGUUCGUAACAGAUUUACAGCCCCUGAAGGUUAUUAAUUUAGCAAAUGAAAAAAAUGGAAACAGUGAAAAGUUAAAUAGUUUAGUUUAUGUUCAUCCUGAGGAACGAGGUGAUAAUGAAGUACCUAUUUCAUUAAUACUUAUAACUGACCUUGAUAGUGAAUAUGGAGCUAAGCAAGGAUUGGAAGCUUUGAAAUUUUUGAAUGAAUCACCAAAUGUCCGCAUAGCAUUCAUUCAUAAUCCUUCAACUCAAACUAGUGCGCGUGAAGAUUUAAGUUUAUCAUCUCUUUUUUAUCAUAUAUUGCAUGACUCCAAAGUAAAUGCCGAAGAUACACCAUCAGACUUAUCAAAAUUCUUAAAAGAGGCUAUAGAAGAAUAUCUUAGCAUAGAAGAUAAAGUCAAAUUGCCAUUUAAUGAACAACUAGAAGAGUCAAAACAAAUACCAAUUUCAGAUUCUGAAAAGAUCAAUUCCGCUAGAUCCUUUGGAUGGCAAUUAGUUGAUAAAGUACGAGCACAAACUUAUUGGAGAGGAUGGAACUCGUUUACACGAAAAACGUUGAAAUUGGGUGAAACUGAUACCGCUAUUAUAGUUAAUGGCCGUUUUGUGGGUCCUUUUACUAAAGAAAAUUUGUUCAUCUCGGAUGAUUUAAAAUUAUUGCUUGAUGUGGAAAACGCAGAACGUAUCGAUCCUGUAGUGGAUGCCGUAAAAGCGUCCAAUUUAACAGCGCAUUUGAAUGGUUCAAAUUAUUCGGAUUUUAUAGCGAAAGUGUCUUCUAUCAUGUCUGAAGCUACGACAUCGGAUGUUCCCGUUGGACUUUUCGAGGAACAAGAAUUAAAACGAGACCUUUCUUUUAAGGAAUUAAAGUCUGAACACAGUGUUUUAAUUGAUCCAAUAAGUGAAACAGCGCAAAAGUGGUCCACAAUCUUAAAGUUGAACCUAAAUGAAAUUCCGAUAAAGAGAUUUUACCGUUAUGUAUUAGAACCGAGAUUGAAAUUUAAUUCUACGACUGGUAAUCUGAUUCCUCCGUCCGCAUAUUUUUCAAAUUUACCCGAGGAUCCUUUGUUAACGCUCGGAAUCGAUGUAAUUCAAGCAUGGCUAGUAACACCCAAAGUUUCUAUUUAUGAUUUGGAUAAUAUCCGUUUGGCGAAUCUAGAUUCUCGUUCAAGGAUUAAAGGAGUCGAAUCGGUAUUUGAAUUGAAGAAUAUUCUUAUUGAAGGUCACGCUCGCGAUAUUACAUUAAAUGCACCACCAAGUGGGUUACAAAUAGUACUUGGUACCAAGAAUUCUCCUGCAAUGGUAGAUACUAUUGUAAUGGCAAAUUAUGGAUAUCUACAGUUAAAAGCAAAUCCUGGUGUAUGGAUAUUUGGCUUGAGAGAAGGGAAAUCUACAGAAAUAUUUGAUAUACAAAGUAGUGGAAGUGAAGGAUGGUAUAGUCGUAGUGUUGAAGAAAUCGGAAAUGAGAUUGUGUUAAAUAAUUUUGAAGGGUUAGUUAUUUAUCCAAGAUUUACUAGAAAGCCCGGUAAAGAGAAUGAAGAUGUAUUAAAAGUUGAAGAAAAAGAUGGAAUUUGGAAUUAUAUUAAAAACAAGUUUUCAAUUAAUAAAGGUGAUUCUAGGCAGAACAAAGCAGAAAUUAAUAUAUUUUCCGUAGCAUCUGGGCAUCUUUAUGAGAGAUUCUUGUCUAUUAUGAUCCUAAGCGUUUUGGGACAUACAAAAAGUCGCGUUAAAUUUUGGUUUAUCGAAAACUUUUUAUCACCGUCCUUCAAGAAUUUUAUUCCACAUAUGGCCAAAGAAUAUGAUUUUGAAUAUGAACUAGUUACAUACAAGUGGCCGCAUUGGUUAAGAGCUCAAAAGGAAAAACAGAGGACUAUUUGGGGGUACAAGAUUUUAUUCCUAGAUGUACUCUUCCCUCUUGAUUUGGAUAAAGUUAUUUUUGUUGACGCAGAUCAAAUUGUACGAGCGGAUUUAAAAGAAUUAGUUGACAUGGAUCUUGAAGGAGCACCGUACGGGUAUACACCAUUCUGUGAUAAUAGGCCAGAAAUGGAUGGAUUUCGAUUUUGGAAACAAGGAUAUUGGAAGGAUCAUUUAAGAGGAAAACCAUAUCAUAUCAGUGCACUUUAUGUUAUAGAUUUACAACGAUUCCGUCGCAUGGCAGCAGGAGAUCAAUUACGUGGACAAUAUCAAUCACUAAGUUUAGACCCAAAUUCGUUAGCUAAUUUAGAUCAAGAUUUACCUAAUAAUAUGCAACAUAAUGUGCCAAUAUUUUCAUUACCGCUUGAAUGGCUUUGGUGUGAGACAUGGUGUAGCGAUGAGUCAUUAGUAAAUGCAAGAACCAUAGACUUGUGUAAUAAUCCAUUGACAAAAGAACCAAAACUUGAUCGUGCAAGACGUCAAGUUCCAGAAUGGGAAACUUAUGAUAACGAAGUUACUUCUUUUGCUUCAAGAAUUUCACAAUUACAAAAGAAUUUCGUAACAGAAUCCAUUAGCAUAACCGAAAAGAGCAGCGAAAGUCAAAUUCCUACCGAAAAAACUUCUCAGGUUACAAACUCUGAUGGAUUUUCUUCAUCAACACCAAGUUCUCAUUUAAAAGAUGAAUUAUAA